AUGGGUGUGACCAAGACUACUCUCAAGGAGGGCUCCGGUGCUCAGCCCACCAACGGCCAGACCGUCACCAUUGAGUACACCGGCUGGCUGAAGGAUACCAGCAAGCCUGACAGCAAGGGAGCCAAGUUUGACUCUUCUGUCGGUCGUGGCGAUUUCGUCGUCCAGAUUGGCGUCGGCCAGGUCAUCAAGGGUUGGGACCAGGGCGUCACUCAGAUGAAGGUGGGCGAGAAGGCUACUCUUGACAUUAGCCCCGACUUUGCCUACGGUGCUCGCGGAUAUCCUCCCAUCAUUCCUCCCAACUCCACCCUCAUCUUCGAUGUCGAGCUGAAAAAGGUCGCCUAA
Molecule: messenger RNA, 342 nt
Organism: Metarhizium robertsii ARSEF 23
Lineage: Eukaryota; Fungi; Ascomycota; Sordariomycetes; Hypocreales; Clavicipitaceae
Product: Peptidyl-prolyl cis-trans isomerase, FKBP-type, domain protein
Exons: 5
Coding region: 1-342 (113 amino acids)
Molecular function (GO): peptidyl-prolyl cis-trans isomerase activity
Source: RefSeq, a predicted model, not a curated record